AUGAAGCAGAAGUCUUUUCGAAACCUGCGUGAGUAUCUUACUCAACAAAACCCGACCGUUCAAUAUGAGGAUAGAGGUGGGACAGCCCCUGUUUCAACCGAUAAAACCAACUCCAAGUCCCAAAGAAAGAACUCCAAGUGGCCCACUCCUAAGGCGCUUGGACUGUGGACUGAAUUCCAAUGGGCGUCCUUAUCGGCAACCAUGGAUCGAAGGCUGCAACAGGCGCUCGAGAGAGACAUGGAAGACCUACAUGACUUCUCCUAUAUCCAACCACCGUUUCUCACGUUUCGUGACGAGAAUGCACUUGAAUCUAUCUUCAUCAAAUUCCACCAAUCUAUCGUCAUCGAAGCCCUUGAUAAAACCCCUAAUGACUUGAUCGGUCAUCGUGUGAGGAUGGUGCGUGGAGGCCAAGCAAGACGCCUCUAUGAAGAUGAGAGUCCUUGGCCGCAUACGCCAGACUGGGCAGGAGUAUGUCUGAAGCAAGAUGAUUCCAACAUCUUACCCGGCGAAUCCAAGCAUAACUGGGGGUUUCGCGAAAUCUCUGACGUAUUGUCCUUGCGAAAUCACGCAGUGACGCUCAACGAAGGCCAUAAAAAGGACAGUCGACUCAGCCCUAUAAGCCAGAUCAUGUGGUACUGUGCCCUAGCACAUGCACGCUAUGGGUACAUAAUCUCGAAUUCGGAUCUGAUAGUUAUCAGAGUCGACUUUAGCGAGAUGAAGAACUUGAAGGCUAAAACUGAUGAGCUGCGACAGUCGAUCUUAGACACUGGGAAGGUCCAAUUACAGGCGAUACCAUGGAAAGAAAGCGGAGUAAACACUAAUGGUGAUCCGAAAAUGACCAUCCUUUUGGCACUUUGGUCACUUCACAUCAUGGCAGCAAAUGAAGGUCGACUAGCACGUACCAAAUACUGCAACUUGAAAAAGGAAAAGUACGUAAGUCCGGAUGAGCAAGUAAUCUCCGAGAAAGAGAUGUCUAGUUUUGAUUCUUCGCUUCAGGGCCUGUCUCAAGAUUCUCAACGGCACAGUCAAGGAUUACUUAUGUCUCAAGUCUCAAAUGCAUCACACGAGGGUGCAAAGAUGCCAAAACCGAGGACAUCGAGGACCAGUAUGAAGGCCGAGAAACGCACGCAAGAGGAUACUGCAGUGUCAGGGCUAUCUGGAUCAGGUGAAAGGGCUACGAAGAAGCCAAAGAAGAAAUAG
This is a messenger RNA of Pseudovirgaria hyperparasitica, 1200 nucleotides long. RefSeq lists its product as uncharacterized. The record is from RefSeq and is a predicted model, not a curated record. The coding region runs from base 1 to 1200 and encodes 399 amino acids. Lineage: Eukaryota; Fungi; Ascomycota; Dothideomycetes; Acrospermales; Acrospermaceae. The transcript has a single exon.